Messenger RNA from Hevea brasiliensis (rubber tree), 756 nucleotides. RefSeq names its product protein METHYLENE BLUE SENSITIVITY 1. The record is from RefSeq and is a predicted model, not a curated record. Lineage: Eukaryota; Viridiplantae; Streptophyta; Magnoliopsida; Malpighiales; Euphorbiaceae. Bases 122 to 577 code for a protein of 151 amino acids. The transcript has a single exon.
UUUAAAUUUUUUAAUACCCCUACUUAUUGGCCAAUGCUCCGCAAAAGAUAAACCAAAAUAUAGCCAGUUACAACUCUCCACGUGGUCAAAUUCACCUAAAUCCAGCCUUACAAUAUAACUCAUGUACACAAUACAUAAGUCUAUAUAUAGUCCUUCAAUGGGCCAGGCUCAAUCAAUUGCCCAAAUAGCUAGGGUUUCUCGCCCUAGGGUUCUCACUUUCCCGAUAUUCGUCAACAGCUGUUCCAUCGAUCACCAGCAAACAAUGACCGGAAAGGCAAAGCCAAAGAAGCAUACGGCGAAGGAGAUCGCGACGAAGGUGGACGCAGCGACGACGAACAGAGGCGGAGGGAAGGCUGGGCUGAUAGACAGAACUGGAAAAGAUAAAGGAGGUCACGCGAAGUUUGAGUGUCCCUACUGCAAAUCAACGGCGCCGGACGUUAAAUCUAUGCAGAUCCAUCACGAUGCUCGCCAUCCUAAGAUCCCCUUUGAGGAAGAUAAGGUCGUGAAUUUACAUGCUAGUCUUGUAGCCGAACCCUCUAAGCCGCGUCCCGGUGUUAGGGGCAGCUUCAAGAAGUGAAGGGUGAGGGCGAAGGUUAUAAAGAUCAAAAUUUCCCAAGUGUUUUCUGUAUUUGUUUUUCUGGAUGUCAUUGGGAAGCUAUGAUGAUAUUAAUUAUCUGGGAAGUUUCUAGCUUCUGUUUCUAAUCAUGGAAUCUACAUUAGAUAUUAUUAUGAUAAUUAUGAAGCGCUUAUGCCCUA